This is a messenger RNA of Condylostylus longicornis, 2353 nucleotides long. It is a transcript of the gene Hacd2, whose product is annotated as very-long-chain (3R)-3-hydroxyacyl-CoA dehydratase. Gene Ontology annotation, cellular component: endoplasmic reticulum membrane. Lineage: Eukaryota; Metazoa; Arthropoda; Insecta; Diptera; Dolichopodidae. Gene Ontology annotation, biological process: very long-chain fatty acid biosynthetic process; sphingolipid biosynthetic process; fatty acid elongation. The record is from RefSeq and is a predicted model, not a curated record. The transcript has 5 exons. Bases 339 to 1490 code for a protein of 383 amino acids. Gene Ontology annotation, molecular function: 3-hydroxyacyl-CoA dehydratase activity.
ACACAAGACAAAACAAAAUAAAAAAUGGCAGCACUUUUAUAUUGACGUCCUGAAAUUUGACUGCCAAUUAAAAAUAUUGACAUUUUUGACACAUUAAUCUUAUUUCUACAGUUGAUAAAGCCGACGAAUGAACUAGAAUAAGGAUUUUUUUUUUGUUUUAAAAUUAAAGUACCUAUACUCAAUUAUAAUAAUAAUAAAAAAAAAUAAUAUAUUUGAAAAUAUUUAAGAGUUAAACGAAUUAAUGAGUACCUUAUGUAGGCAUUUGGAUUAUUCAAGAACAUAAAUAAUUGUUAAUUGAACACAGGGCAAAACGUAAAUAUUUGGAAGAGCUGCUUUUAAUGAUGUUAACUAAUAGCGCUAAUACUGUUGGAACAACAAAAAAUCAAAAGCAAACACAACAAUUAAGUCCUUUUGUAUAUUGGGCUCAAACAGAAGAUUUAAUAACACUUAAAGUUGAUCUAAAAGAAGUUGAACAUGUUGAUGUUACCAUGGAAAAUGAUAUUUUACAUUUUGAAGCAAAUGGUUUAGGUGCAAGAGGAGUUAAUGAUUAUGAAUUUAAUUUACAUUUCUUCUCGGAUAUAGAACCAAAUGAUUCAACAUAUAAUGUGCAUGAUACAAGAGUUACAUUUAAUAUUAAAAAAAAAGUGAAUUGCUGGUGGCCUCGUUUAAUAUGCCAGCCAUUAAAGCCACAUUGGUUAAGAAUUGAUUUUGAUAAAUGGAAAACAGAAGAUGAUAUUGAUUUAGAAGAACCAAUUCGUAAUAUAAUGCAAGAUUAUCCUAAUACAUAUAAAGAAUUACAGAGGCAGGAAUUUGGUUAUAUUAAAGAAAAAGGUAAGAUGGUCUAUCUAUUAUUUUAUAAUUUUGGAAUGUUUAUUGGAUAUUUGUACAUUUUCUCUGUAAUGAGUAUAUUAUAUUAUCGUGAUGGAAUUAAUUGUAUGCCAAAUAUAUAUGAAAAUGUUGGAAAUGCAUAUAAAUUUGUACAAUUAAUGCAAUAUUUAGAAGUAUUGCAUCCAAUAUUUAAUUAUACAAAAGGUAGCGCUCUAAUACCAUUUUUACAAGUAACUGGUAGAAAUUUUAUAUUAUUUAUAAUGAUUGAUAAUGAAAUACGUAUGCAAACAAAACCAGUUGUAUUUUAUUUAUUUAUAAUAUGGACAUUAAUUGAAUUAUUUCGUUAUCCAUAUUAUAUAACACAAUUAUUAAAUAUAAAUAUAUAUAUAUUAAAAUAUUUACGGUAUACAUUAUGGAUACCAUUAUAUCCAUUGGGUAUUGUAUGUGAAGGUGUUAUCAUAUUACGUAAUGUACCAUAUUUUGAAGAGACACAAAAAUUUUGUGUAAAUUUACCAAAUAAAUUUAAUUUUACAUUUGAUAUGCCAUUAUUUUUAAAAAUUUAUUUAUUAAUAUUGGCAUUACCUGGAACAUAUUUUUUGAUAUCACAUAUGACAAAGGCAAGAGAAAAAAAAUUAAAAACAAAAAAGAAGUUUUUUUUGUAAAAUAAUGGAUUUAAGAUUGUGAGAUCCUUCUUUGAUCCUUUUUUAAUUUGUUUUUUUUUUUCUUUUUUAAUUUGUUUUGUUAUAUUGAUGAAAUUUUUGUUUUGUGUUUUUUUUUCUUUUAAUUUUUGAUAUAUAAAAAUUUUUUGAAUUCAAAAUUUGGUGAAGUAAUCAAUUACUAUAAAUAGUAAUGGUUUAUUUUAUUUUUUUUUUUAGUCCUUAAAUCUUUUAAAUUUGAUUUUUAUCAGUUUUAAUUUAAACAUUAUUAUCUUUUAUAUUCUGAGAUAUUGUAAAUGGUACAUUGUUUAUUUUGAUUACCUCAUUAACAUUGUAAGGCAUAUAAAAAAAAUUUCCAGAUAAGAGUAACUAUCGUUAGUUAAAUAAUAAGAAAAAAAUUCCAAUUAAAGUUGCCUUGUUAAACUUUUUAAAUAAUUAAUUUAGAGAUAAUUUCGUAUAACUUAUUGUUAUUUGAAUUUAAUUAAAUGAUUAUUGUAUUUCAUAUAAUUUUUAAGCUUAAAAUUGAAAAAAAAAAAUUAAUUUGAACAAUUUUAAAAUAUAAAAGGAACUUGCAGAGUAACUAUAAAGUAAAUAAUAAGCAAUAUAUGUAUAAAAAGAAAGUUAUUAUAUCUUAAAUAAUAUCCAAGAAGCAAUAAUUUAAAAUUUUUCUUAUUUUGUAACAUUAUUGGUAUAAUACAUGUAUUCAUAUUGUAUAUUAUAUUCUUAAUAUUAUUUUGUAAUAGUAUUGUAUUGUUUUAAUAUAGAAUUGCUAAAAAUAAGUUAAAAAAAAAUUGUAACACAUGAAAAUUAUUCAAAUUAAUUGUUAAAAAUUAAGUCAUUAAGAGGGAAGGGACUAAGGGAGUUCAAAU